AUGGCAACAGGAGUAAAACCUCGUGACGAUGAAUCUAUUCUUACGAGAACAGAUCUGGAGGCUAUUCAAGAAGCUAUGAAAAGUAAGACAUUUCGUGAUAUGCUGACUGAGUACUGCGACGAAGUACGUGACCCGGCGAAUCAAGCCCUCUUUCAGAAAGAAAUGACCCAACUAGAAAAGGAACGUGGCUAUGAUAUAACAUUCAUUAAUCCAAAAGGUGGCUAUGUUAUUAAAACAAGCGUCGCUGGCGAUAGGAAAGCAUUUAUUAACAUUUGUAGCAAUGAGCACAUUGGUAAACCGUCAUAUACCGUUGAAAACAUAAAUGGUCAGAAAGGUAUGAAUUGGCAAAUUCCGUAUUCCUUGAUCCCUCCCAGAGAAGAUUUCGAUAACAAUAAACGGCGGUGUGUAAUUUAUGAUGUUGUUUUCCACCCUGACACUUUGCGCAUGGCAGAGGUUAACGAACGAUUUCGUGAAAUUGUAAACAAAACUGCCUUGGAUGGUUUACAAACUACUUAUAAUAUAAAUUUGGAUAGUAACAAUUGUCGUUUUCCUAAGUCAUUAUAUAAGGGAAUGAUAAAUCCCGCAGUUGUAAGAAAAGAAGACCCUACUUAUAAACCUCCAACUGAAGAAGACACUGAAGACAUUUCUCAAGAACUGUUAGAAAAAUUGUACCCUCAACAUAAUUACCCAGAAAAUAUUGAAAAAUCAUCAGUUAGUAGGGAAGUAAAAUUAAAGGAAAAAAGAAAAAAACAAAUUAUUAACAAGGAAUUUACAGAUGUUAUUAAUGAUGGAUAUACGGUACCAAAAUAUAUUUUAAAACAACAAAAAAACGUGGACCUUCAAGAAUAUACUUACCACAAAGAUUGUAAGCAAUAUUCUGCUAUUCCAAGUCAUUUGGUGGUGGAGAUUAACCUACCUUUGAUCUCUUCUACUAAAGAUUGUGUCUUAGAUGUUGAUGAAAAAUCAUUAAGCUUAUUAUCAGAAAAACCUGCUAAAUACAAACUUAAUUUGACACUUCCUUAUUCAGUAGAUAAUAAAUGUGGCAGUGCCAAAUUUGAUAUAACACAGCAUGUGCUAAUUGUGACUCUACCAGUUAUUAGAAAUAUGGAAAUAAAUGGAAAUUUAAAAAUGUUAAAAACAGACAGUGGUGUAGAAUGUGAGGAAAGUUCAGGAUCUCAAAGUGAAGAAGACACUUGUAAGGAACAAAAUGUUACAGAAAUCAGCUCAACGGUUGAAAAUUCAGAUUUAAAACCACCUGUUUUAGAAAAGAUGAUAAACGAUGACCCUUUCUUACAAGCAUCUAUUGCAUAUGUACUACCUCCAUACACACAUAACUUAUUAGAUGAUGUUAUAGCAUUUACUUUCCAUGUUAAGAAUACUGAACCAGAUUCAGUGGUGGUGAAAAAUGAUGGUAAUGAAAUUUGCAUUAAGUUUACAUCAAUUGGAUCAGGAUUUGUACCAGUGCAUUAUGCUGCUAUUGUUGUGUUUGAUCAAAAUAUUAAAUUUAAGAGUCUUUCUGGGGAAGCAUGGGAUAAUAAUGUGAUCCUUCAGUUAGAAGUAGAUGGUGACAUUCCCCAAAAUUUCCAUCUUGGCCUGAAUAAGGAUACUAUGAAUACUGAACACUUUGAUGUGUCCCAGCUGAAAAAGACCCUGGAGGUUAAACAAAUAACUGAGAUUGUUAACCCUCAAGAGAAUAUUCAAUCUCCUACUGUUGAAGUUACAAACUUAGGAUCAGAGACAAAUAUUGUUGUUUCUAGUUGCAGUAAGGAGGACGAAUAUCAUAAGGGGAAUGAAAUUGUUUGGACAGAUUCCGGUCCAUGUGAAAAUGGUGCUAAAAGUAUCCUUCGUAAAUCAUUUUCAAUGACGCAUAGCUUUUCAGAAUCAAGCAUGGGAGAUGUUGCAUCAUCCAUGGACUAUAUAAGCUCUGAUUGCAUCCCAGAAGAAUCCAGCUUAAAAAAGACUGUUAGGUUUAAUGAUGUUAUUGCUAAGCAAUUUUACAGAUAUAACUCUUCUAUAGAAGGCCAAAAAAAGAAAAAUCAACGGAAGAAGAGUAAAAAAAGAAACCAAGAAAGGUGCAAAAGUGAGAGUGAGGCGGAGGAAGAAACAAACAGUUCGUUUAAGACGUCUAAAUCAAGACUAAAAGCUGUUCUAAAGCAGAGACGAGACAGUGGGUUAGCUGACACAUCUGAUGCAGAAGCUGAGUGUAAGAAAUUACCAUCAGACUCUGAGGUUUCUUGUGAUAACGGCUGCUUAAAGAAGAAUAGAGAGGAUGCUGUUAAUGAAAAUAGUAAAGGAUGUUCUAAAAACAAUGUAGAUAAGAAUGGAAACUCAUGUAAAAAAUUUGAACAGCAUUUAUCAAAAAGUAAAAAUCUAACAACUACUGAAAUUAAGAAACCCUUAAAUCCAGUUACUUGUGAUAACAUCAAACAUAAUACUGACCUUUACAAUCCUGACAAAUUAAAUAAAGGUCAAUAUCAGGAAGUUAAUUUUAAAAAUGAUCUCAUAUUUGAUUUAGAUAUGUGA
Molecule: messenger RNA, 2523 nt
Organism: Parnassius mnemosyne (clouded apollo)
Lineage: Eukaryota; Metazoa; Arthropoda; Insecta; Lepidoptera; Papilionidae
Source: the annotation of a GenBank genome assembly